CGCCGAUGAAAUGCGCAGGCGUCAGGCUGAGGCCGUCCCUGAGUUUCACGCAUGCGCGCAGUACACAGAAGCCUUUGAAAACGUCGGUUGCAGGUUAAAAAUGACAAGGAAUUUCUCUACGGGAAUCUCGAACACAACACGCCAGAUUUGCUGUCUUUGUCCAGAUAUUUAAGAAGCGGAGCAAGGGAAUCACUCGAUCAUCCUUCCUGCUCAGACUGUGGGGAGGGAUUCACUCGAUCAUCCUUCCUGCUCAGACUGUGGGGAGGGAUUCACUCAAUUGUCCGACCGACUGGCACGCCUGUCAUUUUACAAAGGGGGAGCCCAUUCCCCUGCUCAGACAGUGGGAAUGGAUUCAGUCGGUCUUCUCAACUAAAGGUACAUCAGCAAGUUCACACUGGGCAAGGCCACUCACCUGUUCUGUGAUUGAGAAGCGAUUCAGUUGGUCAACCCACACGUGGACACACCAGUCAGUUCACACUGGGCAGAGGCUGGUCAUCCACUGAAUUUGUGGGGAAGGAUUCACUCGGUCAUCUGUCCUAAUGGCUCACCAGAGAGUUCACACUGGGAAGCGGCCAUUCACCUGCUCGGACUGUGGGAAGGGAUUCACAUACUCAUCUAAACUGAAGGUACAUCAGCGAGUUCACACUGGGUAUAAGCCAUUCACCUGCUCAGAAUGUGGGAAAGGAUUCGCUCAGUCAUCCGAACUACGGAGUCAUGAACGAGUUCACACUGGGGAGAAGCCGUUCAGCUGCUCAGUCUGUGGGAAGAGUUUCACUUUGUCAUCUCUCCUACUGAGGCACCAGUCAGUUCACACUGGGGAGAGGCCAUUCACCUGCUCAGACUGUGGGAAGGGAUUCACUCGAUCAUUCUCCCUACAGAGACACCAGUCAGUUCACACUGGGGAGAAGCCAUUCAGCUGCUCAGACUGUGGGAAGGUAUUCACUGAGUCAUCCCACCUACUGGUACACCAGUCAGUUCACACUGGAGAGAGGCCAUUCACCUGCUCAAUCUGUGGGAAGGGAUUCAUUCAGUCAUCUCAUCUACAGAUACACCAGCGAGUUCACACUGGGGAGAGGCCGUUCACCUGCUCAGUCUGUGGGAAGGGAUUCACCCGGUCAUCCCACCUACAAGCACACCAGUCAGUUCACACUGGGGAGAAGCCAUUCACCUGCUCUGUCUGUGGGAAGGGAUUCACUCGGUCAUCCACCCUACAGAGUCACCUGCAAGUUCACCCUGGAGAGAGGCCAUUCACCUGCUCAGACAUUGGGAAAAGAUUCAGCCAAAUCCAAUCUGUGCGGGUCUCCGGCCGUCGGCGACGAUGUGCAGACAUCCGGCCACUGGUGGCGCUGUGGAGGAACGCUGCUGAACGCAUGCGCGGUGCCGAGAGCCGCUGUUUGGCGGUUCUCCGAUUCGAGCAGGGACCGACUGACAUGCUGUCAAUUUACACGGGGGGAAUCCAUUUAUCUGCUCAGUCAUCCACUCUAAUGGCUCACCAGCGAGUUCACACUGGGGUGUGGCCAUUCACCUGCUCAGACUGUGGGAAGGGAUUCACGUUGUCAGCUCACCUACUGAGUCAUCAGUCAGUUCACACGGGUGAGAGGCCAUUCACCUGCUUAGACUGUGGGAAGGCAUUCACACAGUUUGCUACCCUACAAGCACACUGGUCAGUUCACACUGGGGAGAGGCCGUUCACCUGCUCAGACUGUGGGAAAGGAUUCACUUCGUCAUAUAAACUUAAGGUACAUCAGCGAGUUCGCACUGGGGAGAAGCCAUUCUCCUGCUUAGACUGUGGGAAGGGAUUUGCGUUGACAUCUCACCUACUGAGACAUCAGUUAGUACACACUGGUGAGAGGCCGUUCACCUGCUCAGACUGUGGGAAAGGAUUCACUUCAUCAUAUAAACUUAAGGUACAUCAGCGAGUUCACAUGGGGGAGAGGCCGUUCACCUGCUCAGACUGUGGGAAAGGAUUCACUCAGUCAUCCAACCUACAAGCACAUCAGCGAGUUCACACUGGGGAGAGGCCAUUCACCUGCUCAGACUGUGGGAAAGGAUUUACUCAGUCAUCCCACCUACAAGCACAUCAGCGAGUUCACACUGGAGAGAGGCCGUUCACCUGCUCAUUGUGUGGGAAGGGAUUCGCGUUGUCCUCUCACCUACUGAGACAUCAGUUAGUACACACUGGUGAGAGGCCGUUCACCUGCUCAGAAUGUGGGAAAAGAUUCACUUUGUCAUCUCAACUUAAGGUACAUCAGCGAGUUCACACUGUGGAGAGGCCAUUCACCUGCUCAGACUAUGGAAAAGGAUUCACUCAGUCAUCCCACCUGCGAGCACACUACUCAGUUCACACCGGGGAGACUCUAGACACCUGCUCGGACUUUGGGAAGAGAUUCUCUCAGUCAAAUCAACCAAAUGUGCAUCAUUGAGUUCACACUGGAGAGACCGUUCACUGGAUGUGUGUCCAUCACCGUUGCUGAAUGCAAUUUCGAGACUGACUGUCGGUGCUGAACUCUGCAAUCAUUGCUGCUGCUCACCACACCCAGUUCUGCACCCUGGUCAAUGGGCAUGGGAGGAGUUUCUUCUGCUGCACAUUCACCUUUAAUAGGACUGGAGUUUAAUAUUCUGCAUCUGUGACAAAUAAAUCAG
Hypanus sabinus (Atlantic stingray) is the source of this 2643-nucleotide messenger RNA. RefSeq names its product oocyte zinc finger protein XlCOF7.1-like. The transcript has 4 exons. NCBI's taxonomy places the organism in Eukaryota, Metazoa, Chordata, Chondrichthyes, Myliobatiformes, Dasyatidae. The coding region runs from base 540 to 2423 and encodes 627 amino acids. Gene Ontology annotation, molecular function: DNA-binding transcription factor activity; RNA polymerase II cis-regulatory region sequence-specific DNA binding. Gene Ontology annotation, biological process: regulation of transcription by RNA polymerase II. The record is from RefSeq and is a predicted model, not a curated record.